Molecule: messenger RNA, 3912 nt
Organism: Anolis carolinensis (green anole)
Lineage: Eukaryota; Metazoa; Chordata; Lepidosauria; Squamata; Anolidae
Gene: nuak2
Product: NUAK family kinase 2
Exons: 7
Coding region: 32-2071 (679 amino acids)
Biological process (GO): protein phosphorylation; intracellular signal transduction
Cellular component (GO): cytoplasm
Molecular function (GO): protein serine/threonine kinase activity; ATP binding
Source: RefSeq, a predicted model, not a curated record
GGGAGGAGGGUCAUGUGGGCCGCCGCAGCCAAUGGUUGCAGAGAGGGCGGCUCCGCAGCGGGCAGGUUCCUCGCAUUUAUGGGCAGUGGAUCCGCCGGCCGGCUCAUGCCUUCGCGCCCCGUCUCUGCAGAGCCUCUCCUGCCGCCUGCCUUGCCUAGACAAGCGGGCGAUGGAUGCCUCUGCCGCCGCCCUCCCGCAGCCCCCCGCGGCCAAGAGGCAAGCGGUGAAGCGGCACUACCACAAGCACAACCUCCGGCGCCACUACGAGUUCCUCGAGACGCUGGGCAAAGGCACCUACGGGAAGGUGAAGAAGGCGAGGGAGCGCUCCGGGAAACUGGUUGCUAUCAAGUCUAUUCGGAAAGAUAAAAUAAAGGAUGAGCAGGAUCUUAUCCAUAUCCGGAGAGAAAUAGAAAUAAUGUCCUCCCUCAAUCAUCCCCACAUCAUUGCUGUCCAUGAAGUAUUUGAAAACAACAGCAAGAUUGUCAUUGUGAUGGAAUAUGCCAGCAAGGGGGAUCUCUACGAUUACAUUGCCGAGCGCCAGAGACUAACUGAGCAAGAAGCCCGGCACUUCUUCCGGCAGGUGGUGUCUGCUGUCUACUACUGUCACAAGAAUGGAAUUGUUCACAGAGAUCUAAAGCUUGAGAACAUCCUGCUGGAUGCAAAUGGCAACAUCAAGAUCGCAGACUUUGGCCUCUCGAAUGUUUUCCAGCAGGACCGACUCCUGCAGACUUUCUGUGGCAGCCCUCUCUAUGCAUCUCCUGAGAUAGUCAAUGGAAGGCCUUACAAAGGACCUGAGGUUGAUAGCUGGUCCCUUGGUGUGCUCCUUUAUAUUUUGAUUCAUGGUGCGAUGCCUUUUGAUGGUCAUGAUUACAAGACUCUAGUCAAGCAGAUUACAAGUGGGGACUACAGAGAGCCCACCAAACUUUCAGAUGCCUGUGGCCUGAUACGGUGGAUGCUAAUGGUGAACCCAGAGCGCCGAGCCACCAUUGAAGAUAUUGCUAGCCACUGGUGGGUGAACUGGGGCUACAAGGUGCCCGUUGGGGAACAGGAGUCCUCACGUGACCAUGAAUCUUCAUUAGCCACCGUAGCAGAAUGGCUGCGCCGGUCUUCGAGGCCUCUCUUUGAAAAUGGCUCCAAGGUUCGCUGCUUCUUCAAGCAACAUAUUCCCGGUGUCACGCUAGAGAGACAACGCUCCCUUAAGAAGUCAAAGAAGGAGAAUGACAUAUCUCAUGCUCUGCAAGAGACUGGUCCUCCUCCAGAGAACCCAUCCAAAUCUAUCCUGAAGAGGCCCAAAGGCAUCUUGAAGAAGAGAAAUUCCUGUGAGAAGACCCAAGUUUCUCCUCCUCCAGCAACUGCAGGUUCUGUUGACUCUUGGAAAGAGGAGAAUACAGGAUCUACUAUGGACCUGGCUUGUGUCUUAUCAUCCAGGGCUUUAGCCUGCAAGGCAGAAGGCAUUGUAGCCACUCCUCCCAUGCCCAAGAAGGGAAUCUUGAAGAAGCCUCAGAAGAGAGAAUCUGGUUAUUAUUCUUCCCCAGAGCGUAGUGAAUCCACAGAGGUUUUAGACUCUAAAAACCUGGAUCUCGAUGCCAAUGCCUUUGCUGACAAUAAUACAUCUGCUCCAACCUUGGGAAAUGCUCAUGCCAGUCGGAAAGGCAUCCUGAAGCACAAUGGCAAAUUCUCCUCCAGCAGCACCGAGUCAGAAGGUGUGCCUGCCAAGGUCUUUUCUACUUUUGUAGAGGUCAACUUGCCCAAAAUGUCUAUGGCCUCCCGUAGUCGUCCAUCCAGUGCUGUGAGUGAGGAUAGUAUUCUUUCAUCAGAAUCGUUUGAUCAGCUGGACUUGCCUGAUCGAUUACAGGCAGAUGGAGGAGCACCCAUGCGUGCAGCCAUCUCUGCAGAUGACCUGCUUCAGCUGGAAGAGACAGAGGGGGAGAUGGGGUCUCGCCGACUCCGCCGUUGGACAGUUACCCAGUGCCAAAACCCCUUGGUGGAUAGCUGCUUCUCUUUGGCGGACUGUGAAAAUGUCACCGAAGUCUAUAAACGGGCUGUGGCUUUAAGCAUGAAACUGAGCUGAGGAAUCUGUUUCCCUCAUGGCCCCAAAGGGACCUUUGGUAAUUUAUAUACACACAUGCAGAGGUCUUGCAGCUCUGACUUUGUGCUCAGAAAGAAUGGCAUAGUCCCAAACUAUUUGCACUUCCCUUUGGGAUGGACAAGACGGCUCUCAGCAGCCUGUGUCUUCUCCCUGACAGGGCAGGAAGUGCAGCUGGCUUGAACUAUUUAUUUUGUUGCAUACUUCUUGACUGUUCUCAGAAUGUAAAGAGGUGAAUGCUCCAUGUUCUAACAAUGGCUUGUAAAAGUGGCUCAACAGGGUUACGGGCAUGUGUUUGGGGAGAGAGAAAAGCUUGUCCAUAGAAAGUUGAUCGAGGUAGGAAAUGAGCUAAGGGUAGUGCAGAGGGGCUGGAGAAAUUGGGGAGAUACCUACUAUCGAUGUGGGAAUGGACUAGGUUUGAUGCAGGUGGGAAAUCUGAAAUUUUCUUUACCAGCAAAGGAGAAGUAAGUUGAAGAUUUAAUUGUCCUGGAACACUUUCAUCUCUCCAAACAGACCCUGAUGAUCAUCUCUAAUCCUAGGGAAUAGGGUGAUUAUUUUGUUUGCACUGUGCUUUAAUUGCACAAAAUAGUAAGAGAGGUAGAAAUGCCUCUGAAGUGGUACAAUGCCAUGGCAAGAUGAUGAAAAAGAAAUAGCUCUUGGCUGAAAAUUUCGGUUGUGUUUUGGUAGAAAGUGUCUGUACUACAGUUUCAAAAAGUGGUCCAACUAUCCUGCUAUUCUCCAGCCAAAAGUGGUGGAGAUGGAGCAGGAGAAAGCUUGCUACACAAACAUCUUCCAGAUAAUCAACAUCUAACAGGUCUUCAGAUGAACUAUGGCAGUUGUCUAAAAACUUGGAAAGACCAGUUGCAGUCAGAUUCACAUGUGCAUUGAGACUCAAUAUAAUUAAAAUUUACUUUUCUGCAUUUCCAUCUAUCAUAAGAAAUUUAAUAGUGCUAUUGCCUCUUGCAGCAUUUGGAUUUUGCAGAGAGGAAACCUUUCUCAAGGCCAAUGAAUCAGAGCAUCUCUAUAAUCUCCUAAGGGCCAUAAUGUGGUUUGUUCUGAAAUGCAUCUUGGCCAGCACUCUUUAAAGGAAGCAGCAGGGAGACCAAAUCAAAACCCUUGACUUGGGAAGUGGGGAACUGAGAUGGGAUUUACAUUUCAGACACAGCAGGCUUUUAAAGAAGUAGGCAUCUUGUUCUUCCAAAACAAGAUAAAUGUAUGUGCCUUUAAAAAGACAUCUUAAAUUGUCACUAAGGUUCUAAAAUAAGAUACAGAGAUUCUUGGAGGUAAACCUUUCAGUAUGUGUGUCUCCUGUACCCCUUCCCCAGUCUCAAUCAGCAGGAAGGUGAGUGGGGGUAAGAGGACUGGAUGUGCUCCUUCUAUGGUGAACAUGAUGAUAAACAUUCCUUAUGAUCCAAGCCUGUGUUGCCUUGAAGUCUCAUUUUGUCCAGGUGGAAUUUUUCCCAAUUCAGUAUUUAAGAUAUUGCUUUUUUGAGCAGUAUGAGUUAUUUGUCAUAUGUCUGGAAAGCUGGUUCAAGGUGUGUGUGUUUUUAAAGGUGAAUUUCUAAGUUGAAGGAACAUGUUCUGCAAAAUAUCUCCACUUUGUAACUUUUUGGAUUUGAAAAAUCUAUUGCACUGUCUUGCCAUGUUUCCUCUGGUUGGCUUUCCAAGUUCUCUUUUUUGUUUUUUAUUUGCCCUACUGGAGUAAUUAAUUUAUAUUGAGCAAAAUGGGACCUGAAUACUCUUAUCUGUGCAGUUCUUCUUUUUGUAAACUGAUACUGUGGCUAUGAAAGAAAGAAUGAAAUAAAGAGAAUAAAAUAAAAUAAAAA